Molecule: messenger RNA, 2608 nt
Organism: Guyanagaster necrorhizus
Lineage: Eukaryota; Fungi; Basidiomycota; Agaricomycetes; Agaricales; Physalacriaceae
Exons: 2
Coding region: 152-2434 (760 amino acids)
Source: RefSeq, a predicted model, not a curated record
GCUGUCCAGCAUCGUUCAGGAUCUCACUGGCAGCAUCUUUGAUGCUAGCUCCAGCGCCUCCUCGUCGAGUAGCAGCGGCCUCAGUAUUUUGCCUGCAGUCACGGCGACCCCAACAGACACAUCAUCGUCCACGGUUUCAUCAACAGCGUCGAUGACUGAUUCGUCUGCGUCGUCGACAUCAGCCGCUGAUUCCGCUUCCCUGACCACGGCGUCUACGACCGAUUCAUCGGCUUCGUCUUCCUCCUCAUCUGAUACGCCUAGCCAGACUCCUCAGGAGACUGCUUCCACGACCUCAGAUUCGGCCGCGUCUACUGAUACCGCCACGUCAUCGGAAUCGAGCUCGACAGGCUCUACUUCAUCAACUGAUUCAUCGGCGACAUUUACCGGGGCGUCCGUAACAGAAUCCACGCUCUCCACAACCUCCGCCGUCACUUCCUCUUCUACUGAUGCGGGUUUCAUCUCCAGUAUCGUGUCCAGUUUGACCAGUACUCUCUUGACUGGAGACUCGACCACUUCAUCCGUGGAAUCGACCGCCACCUCUGAUUCUAGUUCUACCCCUGUCAGUACGGAUACACCGACCUCGACCACUGCAGAUAGCACGACUUCGAGCCCUGCAACCACAUCCUCCUCUGAUGGCGCCACUGGCUCCGCUGAUACUCAGACGACUUCCUCGAGUGAUGCACCAGCGUCUACGUCAUCUUCCGACAGUGGUAGCACCGUCAGUUCUCCAGCUUCCACAUCGUCGAGCGAAACACAAGCAUCCGCUGCCACGUCGUCCUCUUCGGAUGGAUCUGCGUCAACCACCGCUAACGACUCGUCGGGUAGUACUGAUGCCCCGGCUUCCACAUCAGCGAGUGAUACACUUGCGUCGACUUCUUCGACUGAUGCACCCACAUCAACUUCUUCAGGUGGGGGUAUACUGAGUAGCAGCACCCUUAAUCCCACACAGUCCACCUCAAGCGGAUCAGAAGCACCAGUCUCGACCUCCAGCGGUACAGAUGCACCAACUUCCACAUCAUCAGAUGGCGGGAUCCUAAGUAGCAUUACAAGCAUUCUCAAUCCGUCUCAGUCAACGAUGACCGGUUCAGAUGUAACGGUAUCGACCUCCAGCGGUUCGGAUACGCCGGUUUCCACCUCUUCUUCGGACAGUGGUAGUACAACCAUUUCUAAUCCUCCAGAAUCCACCUCCAGCGGUACCGAUGCGCCUGUGUCUACAACGUCGGAUGGAAGUUCUGUUACCGUCAUUGCCUCCUUGUCCACUGACAGUGGCUCCACCUCAGCGACAGAUUCUAUUUCCAUCUCCAUCUCGGUUUCUGUCCCAGUGACUGUUUCCUCUACUGACAGCGCAUCGGUGACGCAGAGUGGGAGUGUUUCUGCUACUGAUGGUGUGUCAGUGAGCCAGAGCUCAUCAGCGACCGAUAACGUAUCAGUAACGCAAAGUACAAGCGUCUCCGUCACGGACAGUGCAUCGGUAUCAGUGACUCAGAGCGCGAGCGUGUCUGUCACGGAUAGCGCAUCGCUCUCUCAGAGUGGAAGCGUCUCUGCUACGGACAGUGUUUCAGUGACAUCGACCAUGAGCGUCUCCGCUACUGAUGGUGUUUCGGCGACACAAUCCGCAACUUUGUCUGCUACAGACAGCGUAUCGGUCUCUCAGAGCGAAAGCGUCUCUGCUACGGAGAGUGUGUCUGCUUCUCAGAGCGGCAGUGUCUCCGCUACGGAGAGCGUCUCGGCUUCACAGACGGUGUCAGAGAGCGUCUCUGUAACACAAAGUGCCAGUGUUUCCGCUACCAGCAGUGUUUCUGUCACUCAGAGCGGCAGCGACUCCAUCUCCUUAAUAUCGAGUGCCAGUGCAAGCGAAUCAGUAUCUGCCUCGACUACUGGUAGCGAAAGUCAUUCCAUUAUCAGUGAGACGUACACCAACACGGCAACGUUAUCGUCUUCGACCAUCACAUUCCCUUCCGGUACUAGUACUCCGGAGACUGCUACCAUUACCUCCUCUGUAUUCAGUGUGAGUGUGACGACAACCACCGAAUACCAAGUCCCAUCAGAUCUCAGUUUUGUGUUAACGGCGUCCUCGCUCCAGAUCGAUAACCAACCCACAACGACGUCUUCCCAGAGCUUAUCUGAUCCCGACCAGGUCACCACCAGCAUCUCGGAUAUUCCGACCACUGCCGCGACGACGUUUACCGCUGCUAGUCUCCCUACCAAUCUCCCGUCAAGGAUUUUCCCUAAAAACGGCAUGACUGGAGAUGAGGAUCUCACUGGGUUUACCUUCAUCAGCAUCGCGUUCUCGACUGCUACGUUAGGAUGGGUUUAUGUCACUCAAAACUCUCUUACAUCAAGUCAAAUCUUGGCUUACACCCCUGCCAUUUUAGUGAAUGCACUGGGACUGACGAGUAUAUCAAUCAACUAUAAUUCUCUGAGCAGGUGCUAAUAUUCAUAAAUUUGCAGGUGAUCAAGUAAUGUCAUGGUGUCUUCAAGUCAACAUCCCAUCUGGAUACCAGAAUGCGUCCGACGCCGCCCUGCUGCAAACCAUGUGGACCGGGUACAUCCCUUCAGUUGAUGUUGACACGCUCGCGUCUCUUCUCCGUGUCUCGUCAUCUUCAAU